Messenger RNA from Beauveria bassiana ARSEF 2860, 936 nucleotides. Its product is annotated as transposase-like protein. The record is from RefSeq and is a predicted model, not a curated record. Bases 1 to 936 code for a protein of 311 amino acids. The transcript has a single exon. NCBI's taxonomy places the organism in Eukaryota, Fungi, Ascomycota, Sordariomycetes, Hypocreales, Cordycipitaceae. Gene Ontology annotation, molecular function: nucleic acid binding.
AUGCUAAAAAAAGGGUUCUCGACUCAAGAUAUUGUCUCUGCGAACCUAUGCAGCGCUCGAACCGUCCAGCGUUUCGAACAGCGUCGCAAACUACCUGGAAGCGAAAUGCCACAACAAAAAACCCGCACCGGGCGGCGCAGCCGAAUAACGCCCGAGAUGAAGAAAUACUUAUUUGACCAACUGACCGACGAUCCCGAGCUACAUAUAGAAGAGAUGGUACAGAUGUUGCUGGACAAAUUCGAUGUCAAAGUUUCACCAAGUGCAGUCGUCCGAGCUUUGAAGGACUGGCCACGGAAGAAAAUGCGUCGCAUUGCCCAACAGCGAGAUGAAGAUCUUCGAGACUAUUAUCUAUACAGACUUGCAAAACUCGACGUCCAGUCAUAUCAGAUUGUUUACUUUGAUGAGGCCGGCACUAAUGCUCUUGGGUGUCUCCGACACUCAGGGCGGGCGCCGAAGGGAAAAACACCUAUCAAGUAUAAUAAAUUAAAGCGCGGCGGACAAUGGCAAAUACUACCGGCCGUCACGCAGGACGGCAUCCUCAUGUAUCGGGUAUACCAAGGCUCAACUGACAAAUUCGUAAUCGAAGACUUUAUAUCCGAGCUUCUUCACUUUUGCGAACCAUUUCCCGGGCGAAACUCGGUCAUAAUCAGGGACAAUGCAUCUGUUCAUCGUUCACCGAAAAUCCAGCAAAUGUGCGACGAGGCGGGUGUACUAUACGUUGAGCUAUCGCCAUAUUCUCCGGACUUCAACCCAUGCGAGGAAAUUUUUGCCAAUCUCAAGACAUUUAUCAAGAAAGCAUACAAAGAGAACCAGGAGGUUGCGGAGUACGAUUUCAAGUUCUUUCUGGAGUGGUGUGUCGAGGUGGUUGGAGAUGACGAGGACUUGGCUAAGCAGCUGUUUCAUCAUGCUGGAAUUCCUAUCACAUUUCCGGAAUAA